Molecule: messenger RNA, 2919 nt
Organism: Synchiropus splendidus (mandarinfish)
Lineage: Eukaryota; Metazoa; Chordata; Actinopteri; Syngnathiformes; Callionymidae
Product: guanine nucleotide-binding protein G(i) subunit alpha-2
Exons: 9
Coding region: 521-1588 (355 amino acids)
Biological process (GO): gamma-aminobutyric acid signaling pathway; adenylate cyclase-modulating G protein-coupled receptor signaling pathway
Cellular component (GO): heterotrimeric G-protein complex
Molecular function (GO): G-protein beta/gamma-subunit complex binding; GTPase activity; G protein-coupled receptor binding
Source: RefSeq, a predicted model, not a curated record
GCCACGGAGUUUUAUAGCGUAAACACACGCACGGACUCAUGAUCCAUGUUGUGGGUCCCACCCUGCACCCACCGAGCAGCUCACCUCACUGGGAGGAUGUUGACUAUUAUGGGCUAGCGUGUGUUUGAGGUCGCCACAGCGCCCGCUGCUGUCCUCUCUCUCUCCUGGUCGUUCCGCUCAUUGGACGCGCACGUUUUCCCGCGCUGGGAUCAUCAACUUCACUCAGGUGUUUUGUGUCAUUUGGAGCGUUGUCGUGACGCUCGUCAGUCAGGUCGGAUGAGCGCAGCCUCGCGAGCCGCCACGCCGCUGAGCUGAUCCAGUCAUCAGGGAUCAGUGGGUGCAGACGCCUCUCCGCCCGUUCAUGGAUGCAGGACAUUGGUCGCCUCGACAUGGAGCAGCCGUGACGAGCGAGCCUCACAUCUGGAGAAACCACAGCCGAGCGUGACCCGAACAGAAGACUUGAACGCGGAUCGGUCGUCGUUAGCGCGGAAGACGGUUCCUGCACCAGUGGUCUGGAGUCAUGGGCUGCACGGUGAGCGCCGAGGACAAGGCGGCCGCCGAGAGGUCCAAGAUGAUCGACAAGAACCUGCGGGAGGACGGAGAGAAGGCGGCCCGGGAAGUCAAGCUGCUGCUGCUGGGUGCAGGCGAGUCUGGAAAAAGCACCAUUGUGAAGCAGAUGAAGAUUAUCCACGAAGACGGCUACUCAGAAGAUGAGUGUAAGCAGUACAGGGCCGUCGUCUACAGCAACACCAUCCAGUCAAUCAUGGCCAUUGUCAAAGCCAUGGCAAGUCUGAAGAUCGACUACAGCAGCCCCAGUCGACUGGACGAUGCCCAGCAGCUCUUUGCUCUGUCUGCGGCUGCCGAAGAGCAAGGCAUUCUUCCCGACGACCUGGCUAAUGUGAUCCGGCGUCUGUGGGGGGACAGCGGCAUUCAGAGCUGCUUUGCGAGGUCCAGAGAAUAUCAGCUCAACGACUCUGCAGCAUACUACCUGAACGACCUGGAGAGAAUAGCCAAGGCAGACUACGUCCCCACCCAGCAGGAUGUGCUGCGGACGAGAGUGAAGACCACGGGAAUCGUGGAGACUCACUUCACUUUCAAGGAACUGCAUUUCAAAAUGUUCGAUGUUGGGGGCCAACGCUCCGAGAGGAAGAAGUGGAUCCACUGUUUUGAAGGAGUCACAGCUAUCAUCUUUUGUGUGGCGCUGAGUGCAUACGACCUGGUGCUGGCCGAGGACGAGGAGAUGAACCGAAUGCACGAAAGCAUGAAGCUGUUUGACUCCAUCUGCAACAACAAGUGGUUCACCGAGACCUCCAUCAUCCUCUUCCUCAACAAGAAAGAUCUCUUUGAGGAGAAAAUCACCCGCAGCCCACUGACCAUCUGCUUCCCAGAAUACACAGGAGCGAACAGGUUCGAUGAAGCAGCCAGUUACAUCCAGACCAAGUUCGAGGACUUAAACAAGAAGAAGGACACGAAGGAGAUCUACACCCACUUCACUUGUGCCACCGAUACCAAGAACGUGCAGUUCGUCUUUGAUGCUGUCACUGAUGUCAUCAUCAAGAACAACCUGAAAGACUGCGGCCUCUUCUGAGGGGUCGCAGUUGACCCUGCAUGAGAGACUGCAACAGCCAUGUGAUGAUUACCACUUUUCAUAAUGAAAACAACGAAACUGCUGAAACUCAACGAAGAACAGUUGCCGACCGCUGGACUCUCUGUUUGUGGGAUGACAAUCCAACUGCUCCUGAAUCGCCCGGUUCUCUUCUCACUGAAUGCCUGAGUGAAUUUUUGACCCCGAAACUGGGCACGAAUGCCAAAACGAUAACAAAUAAAGAGUCGACGUUUUAUGUUUUAGAGUGUUUCAGUCAGAGACCCCUGGUUUGACUUACCUAGAUGCUAGUGAUGGAAUGAAUUGUUGCCAUGCAUAUUGAAUAAGGUCAUGAUCCUUAUAUAGGUCUCAUAGCGACGUUUGCUUUGCACACAAUUUUAAUCAGCCAUAACAUUAUGACCACCGACCAGAUCUUGCAUCUUGUGGUGUCCAUGGUUUCCCAUGAAAGAGACCCGAACAAUGUUUACAAGCCUUUUACAUUCAUUCACAUCUGAGAUUUAACAAUGUUCAUUUAAUAAACACACUUGUACGUUUUUUAAACUAAGGGAGUGUUUUUAAAGUUUCCUCCACGAAUUUAUGAUCUGGAACAAUGACUGAAAAUGAUUUUGUUGCUACGAGCGAACCACAGUGAUGAUGGAUUACGUGUGUAUCAGACAUGAGGCACGGGGGCCGAAUGCGGCCAGCCGCCUUGCAACAGUGAACCAGAGCCACAAUAUUGUACCGGCGGUCAUAAUGUUAUGGACGAUUGGCCAUCUGAGGUAUGUUUUCUUAACAAUGUGAUUCUAUUCACAUGUUAGGCUGCACAGGAAGCAUUUUUGGAGAAAACAAGCAUGGCGAAUCUAAACCUAAAGGGAAAAAGAGUUUUUUGCACAAUGUUUACACAGGAUCAAUAUUAUCUUGUAACAUAUUGUUCUGCAUGACUGUUGGUAGAGUAGCCUGUAACGACCACAGCUGAACAUUCCCAAAAGAAAACACUGAUCAUUCAAAGCCACAGAAGUGUCACUUUGAAGCCGUCUUGAGCGUGUCCUCGCUUUGUUCUGUACUAACUGUUCUUCUGACAUCUGUCCGUGCCUUGGUAUCUGUUUACACGCCUUCACCUUCAUCCUGUCGAUUUAGGGCUAUUUCUACUCCACCUCACAGUGUCCGUCACCUCGUGCUCUCGCGGGUGGAACUUGUUGUUCUGAAGGCAAAAGUCAGUCACGUGUUUCAUGUAAAUAAAAGUUUGGUCUUGUGAGCCUUUUUCCCAGUGUGACCUUCCUCCGUCGUUGUCAGCCUCUAGAGGGCGCCAGAUGUGGACGAAUCUGUCAACAUGCUGU